This is a messenger RNA of Benincasa hispida (wax gourd), 752 nucleotides long. RefSeq lists its product as uncharacterized. Gene Ontology annotation, biological process: mitochondrion organization. NCBI's taxonomy places the organism in Eukaryota, Viridiplantae, Streptophyta, Magnoliopsida, Cucurbitales, Cucurbitaceae. Gene Ontology annotation, cellular component: mitochondrion; nucleus. The record is from RefSeq and is a predicted model, not a curated record.
UCUGGCUUCCUAUAUAAACCGCCAAGAAAAGGAAAUCCACCAACCCUAAAACUUCAGAUAUCUUCUACCGCAAGAGGCAGCCACCGCCAUUCUUUUACAUUUCAUCGACGCAGUCGUCCUUUCUCAUCGUCCGUAACCAUGCCUCGUCGGAGCUCUGGGGGACGAUCUGCUUCCCGUCCCGCCCCUCGUGCUCCACUGCGCAAUCCUCCGGCCCCCGCUAGUUCUGCUCCUCCACCCGCACCUGUACAAGGCGGUGGUGGUGGGUCUAUGCUGGGAGGUCUCGGUGCCACUAUUGCUCAAGGUAUGGCCUUUGGUACUGGAAGUGCUGUGGCUCACAGGGCUGUCGAUGCUGUAAUGGGUCCUCGGACCAUCCAGCACGAGACCAUCGAUUCAUCAACUUCUUCAGCACCUUCAGUAGCAAACAAUCCUGGAGGUUCUGAUGCUUGUACCGUUCAGUCAAAGUCCUUUCAAGAUUGCCUGAACCACUAUGGAAGUGACAUUAGCAAGUGCCAAUUCUACUUGGAUAUGUUGCAGGAAUGCCGCAGGAGCUCAGGUUCUGUUUUGGGUGCUUAAAAGAAUUGAUUUUUAGAACCUUCAUUAUGUAUUCUCGCUUUGCUCCAAUUGGAUGACCGCAAUGAGCGGUGUCAAGAUUAUUAUGUGUUUUGACAGUGUUUUCAUUUUACGACCUACUUUUACAACUUCUAAUUUAAUAAAAGGUGUUGAAUGAUGGAAACUUCAUCGUUUGGACUCUA